Molecule: messenger RNA, 2426 nt
Organism: Megalops cyprinoides (Indo-Pacific tarpon)
Lineage: Eukaryota; Metazoa; Chordata; Actinopteri; Elopiformes; Megalopidae
Gene: slc13a1
Product: solute carrier family 13 member 1
Exons: 17
Coding region: 211-1980 (589 amino acids)
Biological process (GO): monoatomic anion transmembrane transport
Cellular component (GO): membrane
Molecular function (GO): sodium:sulfate symporter activity
Source: RefSeq, a predicted model, not a curated record
AUUUUCACGUGCUGUGCGCGUUAACCCAGCUAGUUAUGCAUACAUUUUGCAUUUAUUCUAUGAAAUAAAAAAGCACCACACGCUAUUUUCUGGAAACCCCUUCGUUGUGGCUGCAUUGAUGGACUUCGAACUUCACUAAGAAGAGGAGUUACAUUUUCUAAAGAGAUCAAAGGUCACAGAGAUCAGUCACCAACAGCAAGAGAGGCAACAAUGGGGAUCCUCAGAGAUGUCUGGAGCUACCGCAGCCUCCUCGUUGUCAUCGUCACCCCUCUGCUGCUGCUGCCUCUUCCACUGGUCAUCGGCACCAAGGUGGCAGAGUGCGCAUUCACGCUUCUGCUUAUGGCUGUGUACUGGUUGAUGGAGGCGCUUCCCCUGUCUGUGACUGCUCUGCUCCCUGCCCUGCUCUUCCCACUGUUCGGCAUACUGAAGUCAUCUCAGGUGGCAUCCGUCUACUUUAAAGACUUCCACCUGCUGCUCACUGGGGUCAUCUGUAUGGCCACAGCCAUCGAGAAGUGGAACCUCCACAAGAGGAUUGCUCUCAGGCUGGUCCUUCUCGUCGGGGCCAACCCUGGAUGGUUGAUGCUGGGCUUCAUGGUGAGCUCCGCCUUCCUGUCCAUGUGGCUGAGCAACACGUCCACAGCCGCCAUGGUGAUGCCCAUCGUGGAGGCCGUGGUCCAGCAGAUCAUGAAUGCCGAGAACGAGGCCACCACACAACGGAAGCAUGCGCUGACCGGCUGCUCCAACGCUGGGCUGCAGCUGGACGAGGUCGAAGCAAAGAAUGAGAAGGCGCAAGAAGUUAUAAGGUGUAGUGGUGUGGGGCCAAAAGCUGUUGUAUAUAACAUUCCCGAGGAAUCUCCUGCACACACUGAAGUGGCCAUGCCAGGGACAGAGGGCCGGUACCGCAGCGUGAAAGAUCACAUGAUGUGCAAGGGCCUCUCUCUCUGCAUCGCCUAUGCCUCCACCAUCGGGGGACUGACCACGCUCCCUGGAACAUCCACCAAUCUCAUCUUCGCAGAGCAAAUGAAUCAGUUUUACCCAGACUGUGACAGCAUAAACUUUGGGAACUGGUUCGUCCUGUGCUUACCAAUCAGUAUCAUUGUCCUUCUGUUAUCCUGGGUGUGGCUGCACUGGAUGUUCCUGGGCUCUGACUUCAGAUCCCUGCUGAGUUGCAGGAAAGAGAGGUCAGAGAGAGAGAAGGCCACGGCGAGAGUCAUUGAGGAGGAGUACAAAGCUCUGGGGCCCAUGAGCCCCCAGGAGAUGGUGACCAUGGUGAUCUUCGUGCUGAUGGUCCUCCUGUGGCUGGUCAGAGACCCCGGGUUCAUGCCAGGCUGGGCCUCUCUGUUUCCUGAAUACAAAGGCUAUGCUACUGAUGCCACUGUAGCUCUGCUGCUUGGAAUACUUUUCUUCAUCAUACCAGCAAACAAACCAUCCAGCCCCAAAUUUGAGACCCUGAUCUCGUGGAAGGAAUUUGAGUCCUGCAUGCCAUGGGAGAUCUGCCUCCUCGUGGGUGGAGGGUUUGCCCUGGCCGAGGGCACCAAGGUGUCGGGACUGUCCGCCUGGGUCGGAGACCUGCUGAUUCCUCUGGGAAGCCUCCCCACCUGGGCCCUCAUCACCAUCACUUGUGUCAUCGUCACCACCUUCACUGAGGUGGCCAGCAAUCCUGCCACCAUUACCAUCUUCCUGCCUAUCCUGGCCCCUCUGGCUGAGGCAAUCCAUGUCAACCCUCUGUACAUCCUCAUACCCACAACCCUUUGCACCUCCUUCGCGUUCCUGCUGCCAGUUUCUAAUCCUCCCAACGCCAUUGUCUUCACUUACGGCCAUGUCAGCGUGAUGGAUAUGGUGAAGGCAGGACUUGGUGUGAACAUUAUUGGGGUUCUUGUGGUCCUAUUGGCUGUGAGCACAUGGGGGGUACCGCUGUACAAUUUGGACACUUAUCCCAACUGGGCCCCCACCUACAACUCCUCAAACACCGGUUUGUGACCCCUAGAUUGACGGAUGGAAUCAUCCAGUUCUCUCUCCCGCCUUGACAACAGCGAAAAAACACUCUCUUGCUCCAUGGACACACAGAGAAUGUAACAGAGAGUUGUAACUUCAGAGAAAGUGAGGAUGAGAACAUGUGUCUUCCUUCAGUGAUGCAGAGGUUAAACGUCGAUAUCCAGCCAAACCUCUGUGACUUGUUGAUGGGCUCAUUAUAUGAGUCUGGCCUUUAACGCUCAAUGCAGCUAUAACUGAGGAGUUGGACUUUGGAGAUCUCAAAGAGGCUGUAACACCGUGGACACGAUCAAGAGGGUACUAUUCGCCUGAGACAUCUGCAUUUUAUAUGCACCUUUAAUGAAGGGCAGCAGCCACAAGGCAGUGGGGGCUAAUGCCCCCACCCAGAUGGCACAGAAAUGUUCUUAAAUAACCUUACUGCCAUUAUUGUGUUG